AUGGGGAAGGGUCUAUCAGUCAGCCGCAGACUUUCCUUCCAUUACAAGUUUGCCCUGUUUUACCACCAUGGGAGUCAUACUGACUCUUCCAUGAAUGAAACAGAGGCGGUACUUGCGGCACAAGAGUUUAUUCGCUGCAUCACCAAGCUCUCGCCUGUUUCCAAAGGCAAUAUCAAGUACAUGUGUGAUUUUGGAUUCGUGAUGCUGGUCUAUGCCUGCUGCUACGUGCUUCAACGAUUCGAUUGCGACAAAUCAUGCGCAUUUCAGACACUACAUCGAAGCACGUGUUUGGCCGACAUAAAGGAUGUUGCUGAUCUUUUGAAAUCGAUAUCUCCAGCUGCCGGAGCUGCUACUUCAGCCUACGGCAGAGCUUUGGAGGCUGCGUGUAACAGGCUGUCUAUGCAUGCCUUGGCCCCUGAGCACAGCAUCCUUCCGAGGGAAUGGGACACCGAACGAGAGUUCGAUGCUGACACGGCGGGGCUGAUUGACAUUUUUGCUGCUGCGGGUGCAGACACGCUGCAAACAACGUCAGCUCGGCAAAGUGACGGUCCCAUGUCUGGGUUUCAGGCCCUAUCGGAUCUUCCUGUUGGCGACCUGCUAGCAUCAUUCGACAUGCCAUGGUAG
Molecule: messenger RNA, 624 nt
Organism: Clonostachys rhizophaga
Lineage: Eukaryota; Fungi; Ascomycota; Sordariomycetes; Hypocreales; Bionectriaceae
Source: the annotation of a GenBank genome assembly